Molecule: messenger RNA, 3020 nt
Organism: Xiphias gladius (swordfish)
Lineage: Eukaryota; Metazoa; Chordata; Actinopteri; Istiophoriformes; Xiphiidae
Product: glutathione hydrolase 7
Exons: 16
Coding region: 822-2858 (678 amino acids)
Biological process (GO): glutathione catabolic process
Cellular component (GO): plasma membrane
Molecular function (GO): glutathione gamma-glutamate hydrolase
Source: RefSeq, a predicted model, not a curated record
AUAUUGGUCACAAGCGGGCAAUAGAGCCAGCAGCCGGAAUUGCGAAUAUGCGUGGUUUAAGAAUCUUUUUAAGCAAAUUAUAUAUUUAAAGAAAAAAAAAAUCAUUUCAAGUCACCCUCGGCAUUCGGGUCACAGUCAAAGGCGUAUUCAUAAGUACGUGCCUAUACCCCAGCCACUCAUUUCCCCGGACAAGUCGUGCAGGUUGUGCGGCGCUGCAACGCGAGGCUAACUUCUCUCCCCGCCGUGGCGUCGUGAUUCAGGAGCCCUCGUAGUCUCGGCGACGGAGAGCCCCACUCAGCUCGCCGAUCCCGGUCUAAAGCCCCAGAAAUGGCACCGCCGAGGAGGGUCUUUACUUGACCGCACGUAUUUUUAUUUUUAUUUUUUUUAUUUUUAAUACAGCAACGGUGGCAUUUUACACGACUGGAAAAAUGCACCAUCAUCAUCAUCAUCGGAGCUACACAUCCGCGUCUUGGCCUAUAAAAAAAAACAUUUCCUAAGAAGGAGCAACUGCAGUGGUCCAGUAGUAAGGUGCCAGUAUCACACAAGAAAACUACAAAUCCCAGCAGGAGAAUUGUGACGUAAUGGAAUAUUAAAGAUACCAUCAAGCAGAUGAAGUAAUUAUUCAGCGCAGCACAGCAACACCAGUGGCUCACAGAGGCAUAUUUUAGAGCUAUUUCGUCUGGAUGACAGUGGAAGACGUGUGGCUGAUCUUCCUGGGCCAGAAACGGAUGUGACUGGUAAUAUGGAUAUCAUACCCUAACUCCCUCAAACGCUCAAGAUAAAGAUAGGUUAACUGCGUGACUGCAAGAUCAACAGUAGUCAUGCACAGUGCUGCUCCUGAAAUCAUGGCAGGAUACCCAAGUGGAUGCGUGGCGGAUAAAGAUGCAAAUCAGGAGACAACCUUGGGGAGUGCCUACUCUCCCGUGGACUACAUGAGCAUCACUAGCUUCCCCAGGCUGCCAGAGGACGAUGUGAUGUCUGGGGAAAACACCCUCAAAUCUCGCAAAGACGAUGACAACGUCCUGAGUGAGCAAGAUACGGACCCAGAUCUGUUUCUGAAGUCGGCUCGUCUCCAGCGUCUCCCUUCCUCGGCCUCUGACCUGGCCAGCCAUGAUGUUGCAUCCCUACAAGAGACCAGGAGAGACCCCUUUACAGAAGAAUGUGCUUGUCAGCGAGAUGGACUGACAGUCAUCAUCACAGCAUGUCUCACCUUUGCCACAGGAGUCACUGUAGCUCUCAUCAUGCAGAUCUACUUUGGAGACCCACAGGUCUUUAACCAAGGAGCAGUGGUGACAGAUGUGGCUCAGUGUACAUCUCUUGGCUUUAAUAUUCUUGGGAAGCUGGGGUCCAGCGUUGAUGCUGCCAUAACUGCUGCCCUCUGUCUGGGAAUUGUCCACCCUCACACCUCUGGUAUAGGAGGUGGUGGAGUUAUGUUGGUGCAUGACAUCCGAAAGAAUGAGACGAGGGUCAUCGAUUUCAGAGAGACGGCACCAUCUGCCAUCCAUGAGGAGAUGAUGCAGACAAACCUUGAUCAUAUUCCUGGCCUGCUUGUGGGAGUACCAGGCAUGCUCAGUGGGAUGCAUCAGGCACACCGGCUCUAUGGCAGGAUGUUGUGGAAGGAUGUGGUUACCAUGGCAGCAGAUGUCGCCAGAAAUGGAUUUAAUGUUACCCAUGAUUUAGCUGAAGCUCUGGCUAAAGUGAAGGACCAAAACAUCUCAGAUGCAUUUCGGGAAUUGUUCCUCCCCAACGGCCAGGUUCCCCUUUCUGGAUUUUUCAGCAGACGUCUUGAUUUGGCAUCCAUAUUGGAUGCUGUUGCAGUUAAAGGGAUAUCGGAGUUCUACAGUGGAAACCUGACGCAGGAGAUGGUGGCUGCAGUGCAAGCAAAAGGCGGAGUGCUCACAGAUGAUGACUUUGGAAACUACAGCACAGUCUUACAGCAGCCAGCAGAGAUCGCCUAUCAGGGACAUCAUGUAAUGGCGGCUCCAGCCCCACAUGCAGGCGUUGCCCUGAUCACUGCUCUCAACAUCCUGGAAGGCUACAACAUCACCAGCCAGGUUCCCAGGAACAGCACCUACCACUGGAUAGCAGAGUCUGUGAAGAUAGCUUUGGCCCUGGCUAGUGGGCUCGGAGACCCUAUGUAUGACACUUCUGUCUCAGAGACUAUUGCCAAGAUGCAGAGCAAAACACAGGCCUCCCUACUCCGCCAGAUGAUCAGUGACUCUCAUGCGUUCCCUGUCAGCCAUUACACUCCAUCAUUUACCUUGGAAGAGGGUGCAGCAGCUGCCCAGGUCAUGGUCAUGGGCCCAGACGACCAUAUUGUGUCAGUCAUGAGCUCUCUAAACAAACCAUUUGGCAGCGGGAUAGUGACUCCCUCAGGAGUCCUUUUGAACAGCCAGAUCCUGGACUUCUCCUGGCCUAAUAAAACACAGAGUUCAUCACCUAACCCACACAACAGCCUCCAGCCUGGAAAGAGGCCCAUGUCCUUUCUGAUGCCCACAGCAGUGAGGCCUGCCGUGGGGUUAUGUGGCACAUACGUGGCCGUUGGAUCUUCCAAUGGAGAGAAAGCUCUCAGUGGCAUUACACAGGUGCUGAUGAAUGUUUUGUCUUCACGUAAAAACAUGAGUGACAGUUUAGCAUAUGGGAGACUUCACCCACAGCUGAAGCCCAACACCCUCCUGGUGGACUCUGAGUUUCUAGAUGAAGACGUGGAACUGCUGCAGGCCAAAGGUCACAAAGUUGAGAGGAUAGAUGUUCUCUCAUUGGUGGAGGGCACCCGGAGAACCAAUGACCUCAUCAUUGGGGUGAAAGAUCCCCGUAGCACUGAUGCCUCCGCCCUCACUAUGUCCAACAUGCCCUAGUGCGCCCCCCAUAUUCACACAUAAAGAAGAAGGGGUAAGAGUAAUACUAUGAUUGACAAUUAAUGAGGGAGUAAGGAGGCUGCUAAUUAACCAGUACACUAAACAGAAUUUAACAGCAAAGUACUGUUGUUUGGUGGGAAAAAAAAAACAUUCAACAAAUUA